GUUGGGAGAUCUGGAAGAAACAAAUCGUCCUGAUCAUGCAGAAGCCCCCACAGAUCCCAUCCCAUUUCUUUCACACUAUACCUCAAAGGCAGAAUUCUUGUCCUAUGUAUUGCUCUACCUGGUGAAGAUGCCUUUCCCCCCUGUGACCCGACCGCGGAGCCUCCCCAGCUCUGGCAAGGAAAAACUGUCAGGUCCCUCACCUGUCCUUCCGGUCAAGACUCUGGAGGAGAAGAAUUCUGUGAAGGAGCAGCUCAAGAAGUUGAGCAAGAAAACCACGCAGCACAAGAGCAAGCUGCCUACCAGUCGAAGCUCUGCUGGGUUGAGAUUGGAUGGUAAAAGUGCUAGGAUCAUGACUCCAAGACAUUCUGAUCCUGCAAGUCCCUCAACCCCCAGUUCCUCUAAAAGUUGUUCUGGCAUUGGCCUCUUUGCAUCCAAUUCCUUUGCAACGAACUCUAAAGAUGCUUCAGUGACAAAUGCCUCAGAGAUCUCCUCAAGCAAAAGAAUGUCUCGUGCCAGCAUGUCGGCAACCAACAUCUCCAUGAACAUCUCCACAGACUCUUCUAGUCCACGGAUCAUUUCAGGGUGCUCAGGAUCAGGCCUUGAAGAGAAGAUUAAUGAAGCUAUGAAAUUCUCUCUCAAUCUGACCCCCGAGGCCAAAUUGCUUCUGCAGAAACGUAGCCGUGAGAAACAGCUUAAUGCCACCCGCAGUGGAACCUGCACUGGAAGGACACUGCACCAUAAAGACCUCUCUGGUAAGUCAAGUUAUCGAUCUAACAUCCCACUGGUGAAGAUCUCUCUUCUGAACGACCGUCACCGAUAUGAUGAUGUGGAAUAUGAGGACGAUGAGGAAGGGGUUGUGGAUCAGAGUGUUCUGCUGAAAUGUUCUGAGUGGUUGCGAGGGGUGGAGAAUGCCGCAGGAGCUACAACAUUGGGUAGAGUGGACAAGAUCAGCCAGAAGAGUAUCUAACAGAUUAAAAUGUUCCAUGUUUUGAUACAUGUGCUGUAGACUGUUUGGAGAUGCUCCCUGUAAUUUUGCCAAGUAGGAUGUGUUCCUGGAUCAACAUUUUUUGUUGGUCCUGGAACAAUUCUUUAAAAGAAAUAUAGUCCUAACCCUAUCCAUACCCCUAACCAUAACCUUCCCACUAAAAUUAGAUGGAAAUGAUAGGUUGAUAAGA
This is a messenger RNA of Myxocyprinus asiaticus (Chinese sucker), 1175 nucleotides long. RefSeq names its product proline-rich protein 18. NCBI's taxonomy places the organism in Eukaryota, Metazoa, Chordata, Actinopteri, Cypriniformes, Catostomidae. The coding region runs from base 128 to 967 and encodes 279 amino acids. The transcript has a single exon. The record is from RefSeq and is a predicted model, not a curated record.